GUGGUCUCCGCUCAGCAGGUAACGCUCCUCGAUGACGGCACGGACCUGGAGGCCCAGCAGGUGAUGUCGGCGUUCCGUCAGGUUGCGGCGGCCUGUGUCGACGACGUUGGCAAGCAGGUGCGGACGCCUAGCUGCAAGUGCCUGACGAGCGUGGCUUUACGGGGCUCGUGGCAGGAGGUGGUCGACAUCACCGAUGGCUUGGUGAAGGGCGUUGAUAUAUCGAAGUGUAGAGCACCUAUCGCCAAACACUCGGCAGAGCUGCUCUCCGGGUACUUGCGGAUCAAGUACUACGGCACCAACCGCAACGCCAGCACGAG
This is a messenger RNA of Prorocentrum cordatum, 317 nucleotides long. The record is from the annotation of a GenBank genome assembly. Lineage: Eukaryota; Dinophyceae; Prorocentrales; Prorocentraceae.